Messenger RNA from Zeugodacus cucurbitae (melon fly), 8920 nucleotides. It is a transcript of the gene heca, whose product is annotated as headcase protein. The transcript has 6 exons. NCBI's taxonomy places the organism in Eukaryota, Metazoa, Arthropoda, Insecta, Diptera, Tephritidae. The record is from RefSeq and is a predicted model, not a curated record.
GUUUUGUCAAUGCUCUUGCGCGUGUUUAUCUAGCAUUUCGUACAUAUUUUCAUGUUUACCGUACACAAUCAAGCGCAGACAUGCAUAAACACGUUCUGUCAAUAUUAACGUUUUGUGUUGCGUCGCGGUUAGCUGCGGCUGCGACUGUUAAAAGUGUUUGCCGUUGAACAUUUUGAACGAACUUGUUGCUCGGCAGCGAACAUCAAACUUGAACCGUUUUUUAUUUUGAAAUUUUCUGUGCGAACGGAGCUCACGCCGACAAAGUUGCCAACAAAUGGAAAUAGUUUAAAUUUCGCUUUCUGCUGAACAAGUUGUGUUACGAUUUAGAGCGGAGUGUGUUGUUCAUAGUGUGUCAGCAGUGAAGUAGCUGAAAGAAAUAAGUAAAAACUACAAAAGUGUUAGAAAAAUAAACAGUAAGCAUAGUGAACGGAAAAUUCGCAAGUUCUGCCGAUUGUAGCAGAACAAAAAAUAAAAACAUAUAGAGUAAUUGACGAAACCGUAUAAGUAAUUUUUGGCGAAAUGUAUUAGCUUGCCAUAUACGAAUUUCGAAAAAUAUUCUACUGCGAGAAACGCAAAGAACAAACGAUAUAAGUUCGCCGUGUUCGCCUAUUGACAUUUUUAAACUUUGUAAUUAGAAAAACUUAAAUUUGAAAAUGGUUAAAUUGUUUUGAUCAUUCCCUUUUUAAUAGCCGCGAAACUACAAUCGACGACCAUUUAUGUGAUUCCAAGCGCGAGCAACGAAAGUGAAUGAUAGGAAGUGUCAAAAUAUGCAAAUUGGUUUGUUUUCGCCGAAUUUACGGUCAACUCGUCAAUUCUUAUUGGAAUGAUUCUUACAAGUAGCAGCCGUUCGUGAGAAAAAACUACAUACAUAUAUGCAAAGCUAAAAGGCUAACAUAAAUAAUUGAAACUAAACUCAGGAAUCCACUUGGAUACAAAUAAAACUAUUAACAGAAAAAUUAUGAACUAUAUAUAUGCGCGUUUAAAAAAUCCUUUCGGAGUUUAAAAUAAAAUUGCGUUAUUUUAUUAUCGAAAAUAAUUAAAACUCAAAAAAUGGAUUGCUAAUAUUCAUAUAACAUAAUUAAAAAGUUGCAAUGUUUUGAUAACAAUAUAAAGCGAUUUAAAAAAUAUAACUUUUGAUACACAACACAAAUUUUAUAAGCAAAAAAAUAAAAAGAAAAAUACGUUUUCUGGCAAGGAUUAAAAAAAAAAUCGGUCUAAAAAAUAAAUUUUGCGAAAAGCCAUUUUUUAUAACACAUUUCAAACAUAAAUUAUAAUUGGAAUAAACGAACAAAAUACAUUUUGAAGAAAAUAAUACCCAACCAUUCAAAAGCAUUUAUACAUUUGUGUAUUUAUAAUAAAUAAACUAUUAUAACAUAAAAACUAAAAAAUAAAUCAAUUUAAAAAUCCAGCCCACAAUAACAAACAACUUAAAAAAAAUUAAAAACCCAAUAAAGCAUAACUAAAAAGGAAGUGACCAAAAUAUUUUUCCAACAUGAAAGAAAAUCAUGCAUCCCCUUAAAAAAUAAAAAAAAUAAAUUUUAAUUGUGAAAAAGAAUUUAUACCAAUACAUUAAAUUUUGGAAAAAAUAAAAUUACAAAGAAACAUUGAAAAACGACAAGCUAUUAAAAUUAUAAAUGCUACUUAUGGCGCCACGUCGUGAUAGCAAUAGCGCCAACAGCAGCUCGAAUAUUUUAGUACAACAUCAAUUACAACAAGCCCAACAGCAGCAACAACCGCAACAAAAUCAGCAACAGAUUCACGCAUUUUUGUACUCUUCAUCCUUAUACAACGGAGCCAAUUUAUUUGACUCCAAUAACGGCUCCAACUUGAUCACCAACAUCCCCGAUAAUAUCAACAACAAUUUGAAUAAUAGUAGCAACACCAACAAUAAUAACAGUAUCAACAUGUCACCCAUGCAAACGGGUAAUCUGACACAUGCAACGCUAAAUGGUACUACGGGUGCUGGUGGCACAAACUCCGGCACACAGAAUGGCCACCACCCACAUCAUGUCGUCAGCAAUAUAAGCAAUAAUAAUAAUAUCAAUAAUAAUGUGAACGGAAAUGUUAACGGUAAUAUGCAUGAUCAAUAUACACGCUGUUGUUAUCCAAAUGGUGAAUGUUUAAAAUUGGACGCCUGCCUGAUUGCAUUGGACGAUCUAAGUGAUGCUGUGCGUGUGCUCUGCAAUAAUGAGAAUUGCAACAUGGGACAGUAUAUGCAUCGCGAAUGUUUUGAGGCGUGGGAGCAAGCUGUGUUGGUGACACUCAAGACUAUGGGACGUGCACGUUCGUGGUCUGAUCGUCAGCGUACACAAAAUUUGUGGACCAAGAAGGGAUACGAUUUGGUGUAUAAGGCAUGUGUAUGUAAAUGUGGGCAUGGUCAUAUACGCAAAGACCUUGAGUGGACACCACCAGUGCAAAAAUCAAGUGCAACACUCAACGGCGGUCAGUUUAGUAAUGUGAAUGGUAAUUCGACAGCUAUUAAUGGUGUUGUUGGUCAACAGCGUGUGCUCUUGGUCAAUGGUGGCAAUGUCAAUGGUAUUGGUAGCAAUUCCGCAGAGGAUGAUGAUAAGAAGAAGAAGAAGAAACGCAAUCGUAACAAUGGUUCAAAAUCCGCAUUGACAGCGGUAAAUACGAAUGGGAUCGCCGCAAAUGGCCAACAACAGCAAGUUCAAUUGUCACCAGCAACGGCACAAGCUCAACAGCAUACGUUGCAACAACAACACCAACCAACGCUAGUUGCUAAUCAGCAGCCACAACAACAACAACAACAACAAACGCCAAAUUCUAUGCUUAAUGGCCAACAGAAUGGCAACGGAAAUAUUAGCAAUGGCAUUAGCGCCAUAUGCACCACCAAUAAUGUCAGCAAAAUUGCUGGUAACUCAACUACCGCUAAUAACGCCAUCAAUACAAUAAUUUGCAACAACAAUAAUAAUCAAAUCUCAGCUUUGAAUAAUACGAGUGUUGGUGUUAUUGGCUCUGGUUUGCAUAACAACAACAACAGUAGCAACCUACAACAGCAGCAGCAACAACAAACGGUCGCCUCUUUGAAUAAUAUUUUGGGUCUAGAUUUGCGUGCUCGCGCUGACAGUUUGUCAUCGAGUGGUGGUGGUGGCAGUGGCUCCACAUCGCCCUCAGCCUCCCACUCAAGCGCCGAUAUUUCCAUUUCGCCCAUACACCACCAUCAACAACAGCAGCAGCAACAACAACAAUUGCAACAACAUCAACAAAAUAAUUUGCAAUUGCAACAAUACCAACAAAAUUUGUUGCAACAAAAUAACCUAACAAAAAGUAUUUUGAAUGGUGCAUUAAACGGCUGCGUCGACACAAUCCAACGUAGCAGCAACGCACUGUUGGCGGCUACACAGUCACAGCCUGCGGGCACACCAAUUGUAGGUGGCAUUGGCGCCGUAAAUGGAUUAAAUGGGUUGAAACAAUUGAGUGUUUACGAUCAACAUUUGGUGCAGCAGCAAAAGAACAAGGAGGUCGAACUCUAUUCGGAGCGUGUGCGCUUAACAUCUGGCUGCAAUGGCAUAUUUUCGCGCCGUUUGGACUUUUCAUCAUUCAAUUUGUUGCCUAAGACGCGCUUGAACUCCUAUCAAGUUAAGAUCGAAGACGAAGGCAAUCAUGGCAAUGACGAAACGCGUCUCUUUAUUUUAUCCUCUUUGGCUCAGUCUCAAAUGAGUCGUGUGGCUUGCAUCUUAUGUGAAGAACCAAUGCUGGUUUUCGAUCGCUAUCCACUCGUUGAUGGUUCGUUCUUUUUGAGUCCAAAGCAGCAUUCGAACGGUUGCAUUGAGGUGAAAUAUGAAGGAAGACCGUUAUUUUUGACUUGCGUUUGUAUGGCUUGCUUGGACGGCACUUCAACCAAUCGUGUCAUUAACUGCAGAUUCUGUGGAGAAAUUUGGGAUGGCUCGAAUCUAGUCCUGGGCACCAUGUAUUCAUAUGACAUCUUUGCCGCUAUGCCAUGCUGUGCUGAGCGUCUAAAGUGCAAUAAUUGCUUCAAAUUGCUCUUGCACCCGCAGCAGCGCCUCAAUUUCUAUAGCGACUAUUCGCAUUGCGUCACUUGUCCUUAUUGCGCCACGCAGGACACACACUUCGUCAAGCCGUUGAGCUUCUGCUACACCAAGAGCAACGUGUUGCGCCACCAAUCCAUCGCAUAACAUGAGGCCCCGUUGGAGCCCACGGAAAUGCUGGCGGCAGCAACAACAGCCACAACAACAACAGCAGCAGCAAAUACUGCCAGCAUUGCCGCUCCAACGGCCAAUAUUAGAAGCAACAGCAACACGAAUGAUAACAACAACAUGCAAACGAAGAAAAUUGUGCUCUACAAUCCAACAGUGGAUUACUCAGCACCGCUGCAACAACAAAUCAAUCCGGACAUCAUCGGCGCACAUCCGCAUGCACAGCAUUAUCAGCAACAACAAUGCAGUGGCGGCGGCGGUAGCGGUGGCAGUGCUCCAGGCAACACCAUACACAAUACAAAUCAGGUAAGACAGCCACUACAACAACUGCAACAACAACAACAGACCCAGCAACAGCCACGGUUGUCCGCAUUUGCGCCCGUGUCUGCUGCACGUCAGUCCUUAGCUGGUUUGGCAGCUGCGGCAGCACCAACCGCUGGCGUGCCAACGAGCGCUGGCAUUUCAUCAUCACAGCAGCAGCAACAGCAGCAGCUUCAGCUACAGCAACAAAUGUUGGCAACACUAGCACUACCGUUAAAAUUAAGUGAACAAUGUAAUUUAAGUAAUUUGCAUUUGAAUAGUUUCGCUAAUGAAAUGAGUCCGAUUAAAUCUGGCCUCGAACAACAACAACAACAUAAUAAUAUUAACAACAAUCAGGUGGUAGGGCAGUUAGGACGCAAUGUAGGCGCCAAUGGUUUAGUAGCAAACAAUAGUGUCGGUAGCAGUAUUAGUAAUUUAUUAAUUAGCAAUAAUUUAACAACGACCGCAACAACAGCAGCAGCUGCAGCAGCAACAGGAGACGGUGCAAUGUCUUUAUUGCCAGCCACCAGCAAAUUGAAUGCUUUGUGGGGUCAACCGCAUGCCGCAGGCAACGCAUAUAAUCACACAGUUGGCAACACUGGCGCUGGCAAUCUCUUCAACAACUCCACCAACAACUCAGAUGCCAUCUCAACGCUAUGGGGCUGCGCCUCCUCGUCCGCUUCCAGUGGCGCCUCAUCCACCAGCGGCUGCUCAAGCGGCUCCGGCUCACAGCCAUCGUUGAGUCCCACCUCCACCACAUCAACGCGUCCGGACUUUCGCAGCAGCGCCGGCAAUGGCAAGGAGCCACUCUGGCCGUCGUCACAACAAAUUUCACCCAACAACAGCAACACACUCAGGGAUACUUAUUACACCGCCGCAAAGGCAGGUGUAGCCAUAAACGCAGCAAAUGUGUUGGUGGACGGUAGCGGCGCUAACGGCAACAACACUGACAGCGUACAGCAAUCAACAUCACCCAUCUCCACAUGCUGCUCCUCCACCUCAUCAUCGGCCUCGUCGACUUGCUCAUCCGGUAUGGGCUCCAACGCUGGCCUCGACAUCGGCACUUGGCCCAACUGCAAGCUGCAGAACUAUUUUGCCGCCGACAGUUGCGGCAACACCAACAACGCCGACGAUGUCGCACACUUUGCCAAGAUCAGCAAUAUUUGGGAUAUACCAAGCGCAACGGCCAACACAACCGCACGCACCGCUGAUCUGUUCAACGAUCUCUGGUGCAACAACACAGACAGCAGCGCUGGCACGCGCAUGAACAACAACAGCAACACAAAUGCUGAAUAUGAACUGUGCGGCGGCGAUUCCAUUGACUUCAGUGAUGCCUCCAGCAUUUGGCGCACCAACAUAACGGCCACCGCCUCAGCUGGUGCUGGUGCUGGUGGACGCGUGCAGCCCAAGCAGCUGGCUGCAACUGCAAUUGCUGGCAACAAUAACAAAGCAGUGCGUGCAAAUCUGGCCACUGAUGUGGAUAACGGUGGAACAGAGAGUGAAGCUAAUGGCGCCGCAUGCAUGCAGUUGUUCUCCGAACAGUUUCUCAACUACAUAAACAUAAUGAAUUACACGGAUUAAGUACGUCAAGCUGUUGGACGGGCAUAACUUUAGCGCAAUUGUUAAAAAGUACAUAAAUAAUUGAUAAAAGUGUGGAGAGAUAAAUAUGUAAAUGGCAUAAUUAAGGAAACUAACCAAACAAAGUAAUGUGAAUGAAGCGGAAACAUAACGGAGAAAGCACGAAGACAAACAUAAUUGUGUGUUUGUUGUAGCAAAAACAUACAAAUGUGUGCUAAAAAUAUUUGUUUUUGUAAUGCAAUUGUGAUUGAUUCGUAAAAUUCGAUCGGAAUUUUGCUAAAAACUGCAGUUAGGUUGCACAACAACAACAACUGCAAACUAUGUAUGAUAACAGAGUAUAUAUAUGAAAUAGCAUUGUUAUUUAGUAAAAGAAAUAAUAAUACUAACAACUUUUUUUUUAACUGAAGUAGUAACUGUUUACCGUUAAACGAAGGCGAAAAAGUAGUACAUUUAGUUUAGCUUAUUUUUUUAGUUGUAAUUUUACUUUUCACACCGUUGGAAAGCAACAACAGUGAAACAUUUUGCAUUUGCCAUAGCAGUUGGGGGUUAAAGAAAUGUUGGUGUGUUAAAAAAAAAAAUUAAAAAAUAUAAAAUUUUUUAAAAAUAAAAAAAUUUAUUUAAAUUAAAAAAUAUUAAAUUUUUUUUUUACAAAAUUGUUUUCGCAAAAACAACAUUUUUUUGUUAUUAUUAAAAAUAAAAAAAGUUCUUGCCACACAAGUUUAUACUUUUUUAAUAAAUAAAAACAAUAUCAGCAUUACAAUAUAAUUACUUUACCAUUAUUUUAUCUCAUUAUUAAUUAAUAUUUGUUUAAGACCCGCUUAAUGGUUAAAUGCAAAAUGUUUCGCAUACUUGUAAUAAAAAAUUAUUAAUUUUUCAAAAAAAAAUUUUUUUUUUUCAAAACCAAAAAUUUGAAUAAUUUUUUUAUAAUAUUUAAAAACGUUUUAGUUCAAAAAAUAUUUUUUUAUUUUCAAAAAAAAAAUUAUUUGAAUUAUUUUUUUUAGUUAAUUACCAAAAUAUGAUUUUUCUAUUAAAUUUAAAUUUAUGUGAAUUAAUUUCUUUUAGUUAAAUUUCGAAAACUGCAAAUUUGUGUACAUUUCUGUUUUUAUGUUAAAAAAUAAUUUUGUUGAAUUUAAUUUGAGAGUUUUAUUUAAAUCAAUUUACUUUAAAUUAAACUUAAUUAGUUUAAUAUGUUUAAUUAAGAAACUUAGUUUAUUUGUGUGCACAACAUGCAGCUUUAUAGAAAAAAGCACGUGUGUCAGUGGCAACACUUACUACUUUAAGCUAUUAAAAAUGGAGUAUGCUUAGGAUUUUUAAAAGAAAAUUUACCAAAUAUUUUUGUUAGCUUAAAAGAAGAAGAAUAACUUAAAACAAAUUAAUUACUACAAAACAUCACUAAUUUGUGUUUUAAUUAAUUCAAUAAUUAAUUAGUUUAUUUUUUCGUAGCAAUUUAUAAAUCAUAAAUUAGUGUUACUUUCCAUUUAUGCUUAAUUUAAACGAAUAAUUAAAAAAUUGCUGUGUUUUUCAAUAAACAUAAAACUACUUUUUGCAAAUAAUUAAUGAAUAAAUAUUACAUAAUGUAGCUGUGUAUUCAGCUGAGCGCAAUUGUCUUGCAGAAAAAAAAUGAGAAAAGAAAAAAUUAAAAAUGUUAAGUGCAAAAAAAUCCCAAAUUAGUUAUAAGCAGCGCAUAAGUAGCUAUGCAAAAUGAACUUUAGUUAUUAUUUGAUUGUAACGAUUCAACAAAACAUCUUUACCUUAGAUUGGUAAUUAUAAUGUAGACCGACACUCGCCACAAGGACAACAUCAACGAUAGAUAUUUUUUGCACUGCAUGCAGCUUCGCAAGUUCGCGCUGGAAAAUUUUGUGGUUUGGUUUGUUAUGGUACAACUGAAGUUUCGCGCCGAAAGGUAUGCUAUGCCGAGCAGUUUAUUGAAUUCCUAAUUUCCGACUGCUGCGAGCAAACAUUUUGUUAUUUCCACAUUUUCCAUACAGUUAUACUAACAGUUUUCUUCACUUUUCGAAUUCAAAAAAAUAAUUUCACGCCAGCAAACGCCGUCGUUCGACUGUUGCAAAUACGCCAACUUACUGUAAAUAGCAUUUUUUUUUGUGUAAUCCCCUUUUGUUUUGCAUACAAUAUGCAUCUUGGCGGUGUAUGCACACACCACACACACUCACUUAAUAGCGCAGCGUGAUCAUAUUAGUUGUAAGUUACCCCAACUCCCCCCUACCUACCCACCCACUUACUCCCUACAGUACUUGUAAAGCUUAAAAACUAGUAUAAGUCGUUUUUCCAAAAUUUAAGGGUAUUUGUGUAGUUUCCCCCCUGUAAACUCUUAGUUGUUAGCAUUCAGUGUCGUAAACAUAAUAUUAAAUUAGUAUUUUCGUAUAAAAUUAAUGAAAAAAAACAAAAAAAAAUAUAUGAACAGAUAACUGUGUUUGUCCCAAGGAAGUUUGAAACAAAAAAAUAAUCGAAUUGAUAUAAGGAACGCCCACAUGUGAUCUCUUUCAAAAUUCGCUUAUAAGCAUAGUUUUAGGCAGUCAGUGCACCCCCCAAAUUGUGAGUUGUGUCAUUGACACUGGCAAUUAUUGCCCUUUGAACUUUGAAUUGUUUCGCUUAAUUUCAUUUUUCUUUUUCGUUUACUUUAAAUAGAGCAAGCUUAGUGUUUUUGUGCGUUGCGCUUAAAAGUAGGCAACGCUUUUGACUCAUUUCAACUGUGCAUGGUAAUUGUGAUAUUGCUUAGCUUGAAGAGUCACUUGGCGUUGUGCUACCAAAGCGCACACACCGUUUCAACAUUGUGAUAUGCAGUUGUUGCAUUUCUUUGUGUUUGUAGCUUGUCUCUAAUUUCGUUUGUGCGGGUGUGUCAAGAA